Molecule: messenger RNA, 3927 nt
Organism: Oncorhynchus masou masou (cherry salmon)
Lineage: Eukaryota; Metazoa; Chordata; Actinopteri; Salmoniformes; Salmonidae
Product: transforming growth factor beta-1 proprotein-like
Exons: 6
Coding region: 275-1429 (384 amino acids)
Biological process (GO): transforming growth factor beta receptor signaling pathway; regulation of cell population proliferation
Cellular component (GO): extracellular region
Molecular function (GO): cytokine activity; transforming growth factor beta receptor binding; growth factor activity
Source: RefSeq, a predicted model, not a curated record
AGAGAGAGAGAGAGAGAGACAGAGAGAGACAGAGAGAGACAGACAGACAGAGACAGAGACAGAGACAGACAGACACAAAGAGAGAGACAGAGACACAGAGAGAGAGAGAGAGAGAGAGAGAGAGAGAGAGAGAGAGAGAGAGAGAGAGAGAGAGAGAGAGAGAGAGAGAGAGAGAGAGAGACAGAGACAGACAGACACAAAGAGAGAGAGAGAGAGAGCGAGGGUAAAAAAGUGCACUGAAGGAGAAAGGUGUUGAGAAGCAGACAGACGGACCAUGAGACUGGUGUGUUUGGUCCUUACGUGCCUGGUGGCGCUGUGCUUGGCGGGCAGCGUGAGCAGCAUGUCCACCUGUAAGACUCUAGACCUGGAGCUGGUUAAGAAGAAACGCAUCGAGGCGAUCAGGGGACAGAUCCUCUCUAAGCUGAGGAUGCCCAAGGAGCCGGAGGAGGAGCAGGCGGGAGCAGGGAAGGAGAUCCCGGUAGCGUUGCUCUCUCUCUACAACAGCACCUUGGAGCUCAGUGAGGAGCAGAAACUACAGCCACAGCCCACCGCACACACACUGGAGGAAGAGGAAGAGUACUUCGCCAAGGAGGUCCACAAGUUCACCAUGAAGCAGGAUAAGAAUGUCACCAAGCACCAGAUGCUGUUUAACCUGAAUGAGAUGAGGUCCAGCAUUGGGGACUACCAUCUACUCUCCAGCGCUGAGCUCCGCCUGCUCAUCAAAACCACUAACAUCCCGUCUGGCAGUGAGCAGCGCCUGGAGCUCUACAAGGGGCUGGGCGACAGCAGACGAUACCUGGGAUCACGCUUCGUCACCAACAAGUGGAGUGACCGCUGGUUGUCUUUUGACGUCACUGAAACCCUCAAGGAAUGGCUGAAGGGGACCGAGGAAGAGCAGGGCUUUGAGCUGAAGCUGUACUGUGAGUGUGGUAAACCCGUGGAAAAGUUCCUCUUCAGUAUCUCUGGGUUGGACAGCGGGGUGCGAGGUGACGUGGCUGGUCUAGCCAAGAACAUGAGGAAGCCUCAUAUCUUGGCCAUGUCCAUCCCCCAGAACUACAGCUCACAGCUCACCUCCUCGCGUAAGAAACGGGCCGCCGCCACAGAGGACACCUGCACAGAUAAAACAGAGAACUGUUGCGUGAGGAAACUCUACAUCGACUUCAGGAAAGAUCUGGGCUGGAAGUGGAUCCACCAGCCAAAAGGUUACCAUGCCAACUACUGCAUGGGCUCAUGCACCUACAUCUGGAAUGCUGAAAACAAAUACUCUCAGAUCCUUGCCCUGUACAAGCACCACAACCCAGGAGCAUCGGCCCAGCCGUGCUGUGUACCCCAGGUCUUGGACCCUCUGCCAAUCCUCUACUACGUAGGGAGACAACACAAGGUGGAACAGUUGUCCAACAUGAUUGUAGAGAGCUGUAAGUGCAGCUAGAAGACAUCGGCCAUAUCUCCUCUAUCUCCUCCUAUCUCCUCUAUCUCCUCCUAUCUCCCCAUAUCUCCUCUAUCUCCUCCUAUCUCCUCUAUCUCCUCUUAUCUUCUCUAAUAUCCUCUAUCUCCUCAUAUCUCCUCAUAUCUCUUCUUAUCUCCUCCUUUCUCCUCUUAUGUCCUCUAUCUCCUCCUAUCUCCUCUAUCUCCUCUAAUGUCCUCUAUCUCCUCCUAUCUCCUCCUAUCUCCUCUUAUCUCCUCCUAUCUCCUCCUAUCUCCUCUAUCUCCUCCGUUCUCCUCUUAUGUCCUCUAUCUCCUCCAAUCUCCUCUAUCUCCUCUAAUGUCCUCUAUCUCCUCCUAUCUCCUCCUAUCUCCUCUUAUCUCCUCCUAUCUCCUCCUAUCUCCUCUAUCUCCUCCGUUCUCCUCUAAUGUCCUCUAUCUCCUCCUAUCUCCUCUUAUCUCCUCUAAUAUCCUAUAUCUCCUCCUAUCUCCUCCUAUCUCCUCUUAUCUCCUCCUAUCUCCUCCUAUCUCCUCUAUCUCCUCCGUUCUCCUCUAAUGUCCUCUAUCUCCUCCUAUCUCCUCUUAUCUCCUCUAAUAUCCUAUAUCUCCUCCUAUCUCCUCUUAUCUCCUCUAAUAUCCUAUAUCUCCUCCUAUCUCCUCCUAUCUCCUCCUAUCUCUGCUCCUUCUUUUUCCUCACACACACCGAUACGGACACACGGAGAAGGAAUGGAGGGAGGAGAGAGAACUCAGAGAGGAACAGGAGACGAGAUAGAGGGAUUGACUCUGGGAUGGAGGAGUGGAACAAGAGAUGAGAAGAUGAUCAUUUGUGAUCGAUGACAGAAACAGCCUCCUCCCUGAUGGAACAAGACCAGAACUACGGACAUGUCUGCUUUUUUACAUUUUACACGUUAUAACCUGGAUGAAUAUAGGCUUUACAUUUAAAUAAUUAUCUCAAGGAGUGAAUUAAUUUAUUGUGUUACAUGUAGCAGAGCUGUAUAGGGUAUUACUGUAGAGGCUUAGAGAUGCAUUUGGCAAGUGGGGUAGUGAUGGGAGAGACAUUGAGGACAGGGGUUAAGGGUUAUCCCGAUACCCCAGAAGAGGUACAGGAGAACAUCAUUGGACCCAGAGAACACCAACAGUACCAGAAUGAAAUCCUUCAUUUUAAGGGGAACACAUUUUUUUUCUCGUAAGGAUGGGCCCAGGACUUUUUUACAUAACCAACAGUGCCUGUCCAGAACUCACUGGUGACCAGACAUUAGUACGAGGACACCACACAUUUGCACAAAAGCCUAAGGACCUUGUUUAUGUGGGUGAAUCAUUGGGCUGGACCAGGUGUUUCCCAGAAGAGGCUUGUGAAGUGUUACGAUAGCGAGCCUCCCUGGCUAGAGAGACUGUUUAUUGGUCGAUGGCCUCCAGAGAGACUGUUGAUUGGUCGAUGGCCUACAGAGAGACUGUUACGGGUCGAUGGCCUACAGAGAGACUGUUGAUUGGUCGAUGGCCUCCAGAGAGACUGUUACCGGUCGAUAGCCUCCAGAGAGACUUUUUAUUGGUCGAUGGCCUCCAGAGAGACUGUUACCGGUCGAUAGCCUCCAGAGAGACUGUUUAUUGGUCGAUGGCCUCCAGAGAGACUGUUUAUUGGUCGAUGGCCUCCCUGGCUAGUAGCACGUAGGUCCAUGGUCCUUAAUGUUUCAUCUUUACCGUCCAUCACUUUCACCUGUUUAUUUAGCUUUAUUACUGCUACUAUGUUAUUCUGUUAUUCUGUGUGCUGUCAGUUUGUUUCUGUUCCCCUGUCGUAGGUUGUUCAUCAUUCUGUCCGGCUUGUUAUAACAUUGUGUGUAUGUGUGUAGCCUUGUGUGUGUGUGUGUGUGUGUGUGUGUGUGUAUGUGUGUGUGUGUGUGUAUGUGUGUAGCCUUGUGUGUGUGUGUGUGUGUGUGUGUGUGUGUGUGUGUGUGUGUGUGUGUGUGUGUGUGUGUGUGUGUGUGUGUGUGUGUGCGUGCGUGCGUGCGUGCGUGCGUGCUUGCGUGCGUGUGUGUGUGUGUGUGCGUGCGUGCAUGCGUGCGGGAUAGUAGGAUUGGUACGCCCUGCCUUAUGACAUGCCUGUUGUUUUAGAGGGAGAGGGAAUGUGGUUGUGGUGGUGGAUGGGGAGGGGGUUUAGAGGAAGCUGGGAGCGCCAUGGACCGUCUAUUUACACACUGUUCAUGUGUUGCUGCUUCACGUUGCUAUAAAGUCAAUAUAGACAAUUUAUUGCUUCUAUUUAAAGAUAAAAUAGUCACAUUUCUGCUUGUUAUUGCAGCCCAAAACAAAGUUGUUGUUGUUGUUGUUGUUGUUGUUGUUGUUGUUGUUGUUGCUCGGUGUGAUGUACUGUUACACGUUCCAGGUCAUGUGGGAGAGGGAACUCUGCUUCUUUCUCACUUUACAAUAAUUGCACUUACUUUUUUUUCAGUCCUUUUUUUUCAUUUCAACGUAAAUAUCUUAACAACUUUAAAUAAACAUUGAUGUUGUUAA